This is a messenger RNA of Hyaena hyaena (striped hyena), 1192 nucleotides long. Its product is annotated as long-wave-sensitive opsin 1. Gene Ontology annotation, biological process: G protein-coupled receptor signaling pathway; phototransduction; visual perception. The transcript has 6 exons. Gene Ontology annotation, molecular function: G protein-coupled receptor activity. Gene Ontology annotation, cellular component: membrane; photoreceptor outer segment. Bases 1 to 1095 code for a protein of 364 amino acids. Lineage: Eukaryota; Metazoa; Chordata; Mammalia; Carnivora; Hyaenidae. The record is from RefSeq and is a predicted model, not a curated record.
AUGACCCAGCGGUGGGGCCCCCAAAGGCUUGCAGGCGGGCAGCUGCAGGCCGACACAGAAGACAGCACCCAGGCGAGCGUCUUCACCUACACCAACAGCAACGCCACCAGAGGCCCCUUCGAAGGUCCCAAUUACCACAUCGCUCCCCGAUGGGUGUAUCACGUCACCAGCGCCUGGAUGAUCUUUGUGGUCAUUGCGUCUGUCUUCACGAAUGGGCUUGUGCUGGCAGCCACCAUGAAGUUCAAGAAGCUGCGCCACCCUCUGAACUGGAUCCUGGUGAACUUGGCGGUUGCCGACCUGGCAGAGACCAUCAUCGCCAGCACCAUCAGCGUCGUCAACCAGAUCUACGGCUACUUUGUGCUGGGCCACCCUAUGUGCGUCGUGGAAGGCUACACUGUCUCCUUGUGUGGCAUCACGGGUCUCUGGUCCCUGGCCGUCAUUUCCUGGGAGAGGUGGCUCGUAGUCUGCAAGCCCUUUGGCAACGUGAGAUUUGAUGCCAAGCUGGCCAUCGUGGGCAUUGCCUUCUCCUGGAUCUGGGCUGCUGUGUGGACAGCCCCGCCCAUCUUCGGCUGGAGCAGGUAUUGGCCCCACGGCCUGAAGACAUCGUGCGGCCCGGACGUGUUCAGCGGCAGCUCGUACCCCGGAGUGCAGUCCUACAUGAUUGUCCUCAUGACCACGUGCUGCAUCAUCCCCCUCAGCGUCAUCGUGCUCUGCUACCUCCAAGUGUGGCUGGCCAUCCGCACGGUGGCAAAACAGCAAAAAGAAUCUGAGUCCACCCAGAAGGCGGAGAAGGAGGUGACGCGCAUGGUGGUAGUAAUGAUCUUCGCCUACUGCCUCUGCUGGGGGCCCUACACUUUCUUCGCGUGCUUUGCCGCUGCCCACCCCGGCUAUGCCUUCCACCCCCUGGUGGCGGCCCUCCCGGCCUACUUUGCCAAGAGUGCCACUAUCUACAACCCCGUUAUCUAUGUCUUUAUGAACCGGCAGUUUCGAAACUGCAUCAUGCAGCUUUUUGGGAAGAAGGUGGAUGAUGGCUCUGAACUGUCCAGCGCCUCCAGAACGGAGGCCUCAUCUGUGUCUUCAGUGUCACCUGCAUGAGUCUCUCCCAGCCAUGACAACAAAAAGGUGGGCUUCCUACCAGAAAACAUAAACCCUGUCCCAUACACCAGCGCUUUGGCCACGCCCCCCCCUUGCC